AUGGACGCAGUGGAGACAUUCUUAACACCCGGCGGCAGUUUCUUCACCAGACUCUGGUGCUUCUUCCAAACUGGUCCAGUCAUCAUUUCCUUCUCCACCUUCGGUGCCGCCUCCAAAGCAGACCCCGAAGUCUUGAUGUACGCCCGUGCCAUGCACGCAGACCUAGCACCAGGCCGAAAACUGGGUGUUGCUGGAUUCUGCUGGGGAGGGUAUGGAAGUACCAACUUGUGCACGGAGAAGGCCACCGAAGGCGGUAGCGAACCGUUGAUCGAUGCUCAGUUCAACGGCCAUCCCAGCCAGCUCAAGACACCUGAUAUGAUAGUUGACGCGAUUGCGGCCAAAGUGCCUUAG
This is a messenger RNA of Letharia columbiana, 351 nucleotides long. RefSeq lists its product as uncharacterized. Lineage: Eukaryota; Fungi; Ascomycota; Lecanoromycetes; Lecanorales; Parmeliaceae. The record is from RefSeq and is a predicted model, not a curated record. The transcript has a single exon. Bases 1 to 351 code for a protein of 116 amino acids.